AUGACCACGACCUGCCUCCCCGACUGGCUCCGGAUAAUGCGCGUGAAUCUGAAAGGUGAAAGUACGUCCCAGGUGGUGCAGGACGACCAGGUCAAAGGACCGCUGAGGGUGGGCUCCACUGUGGAGGUGAAGACUAACGAGGGUUUAUCCAGCGAGGCCGUCAUCAGUAAGCUGACGGACGCCAGCCUCUACACCGUGGUGUUUGAUGAUGGAGACGAGAAGACUCUCCGUCGUACGUCUCUGUGUCUGAAGGGAGAGAGACAUUUCGCAGAGAGUGAGACGCUGGACCAGCUGCCGCUGACCAACCCGGAGCAUUUCGGCACUCCGGUCAUCGGCAAGAAGUCAAACCGCGGCGGACGGCGCUCGUCUUACGCUGUGGCUGAUGAGAACGAGUCUUCGUCCAGCGAGGAGGAGGAGGACGACAGGGAGGACAAGAGGAGGCUGAACGACGAGCUGCUUGGAAAAGUCUGCAGCAUCGAGAGUGAGGAAGACCCCAGCUGCUGGUACCUGGCUCUGGUGGUGUCUCCCAGCUGUUGCGAUGAGCUCCAGGUGAAGAAGGAUCAGUGUCUGGUCAGAUCGUUCAGCGACUCAAAGUUCCACACGGUUGCCAGGAGACACAUCCACAUCUUCAGCACCGUCAGCGGCAACAAGUAUGACUUCUCCACCAGGAGAGGUUUCCAAGCAGCCCAGAAGUUCCUGAGGACCGAGGAGAUCCCAGAUCUGUGGAAGAUGGACAUGAGUCAGAUCCUGGACUCGUCCUCCAGCGACGAAGAGGACGACGAAGAGGAGAAGGAGAGCGACGAAGAUGAGGAGGAUGAAGACGAGAAGAAAAAGAAGAAACACAUUAAGGACGAGCCGGAGGAGGAGCAGGAUCCAGAGGAGAGAGAUCACUUCCUGCAGCAGCUCUACAAGUUCAUGGAGGACAGAGGGACUCCCAUCAACAAGCCUCCAGUGUUGGGUUACAAAGACCUGAACCUCUUCAAGCUCUUCAGACUCGUGUAUCUCCUAGGAGGCUGCCACAAGAUUGAGUCUGGGACCGUGUGGAAGCAGGUCUACAUGGAUCUGGGGAUCCCCGUCCUGAACUCCGCUGCGUCUUACAAUGUCAAGACGGCCUAUAAGAAGUACCUGUACGGUUUCGAGGAGUACUGCCGCUCCGCCUGCAUCACCUUCAGGACCAUCCAUCACAACAACCCACGCUCUCCCAACGCGCCAGCCAAUCAGAAGCAGGAGAAGCCCUCCGCGCUGCCGGCGAGGGCGGAGCCUGUAGAUGACAAGCAGGAGAAGGCGGAGUCAGAGAGCGAGAGCGAGAAGGAGGAGGUGAAGGAGAGACACUCGUCCCCGAGGGGGCGGAGGAGGUGUGUGGCGAAGGCGGAGCGAGAGUCUCCCUGCAGACCGGAGAAGGGAGAAGGAGGAGGAGGAGGAGGAGGAGGAGGAGGAGGAGGUGGUGGUGACGAAGACAGGGAGGAGCAGACGGAGGAGCAAACAGAGGAGCAGAGGGAGGAGCAGAGGGAGGAGCAGAGGGAGGGGAGGAGACGCAGCAACAGAAGAAUGGACGACUCUGAGAAGGGCUCAGAGGAAGAGGAGGAGGAGGAGGAGGAGGAUGAGGAGGACGAUGAUGAAGAUGAAGAGGAGGAGGAAGAGAGGGAGAGGAGGAGAGAAGGAGACGGCGAGGAAGACGAGGAUGGGGACUCUGUGAUGGGGACGAAGGUCCGGGUGAAGUACGGCAAAGGAAAGACUCAGAAGAUCUACGAGGCUCACAUCAAGAAGACAGACGUGGACAACGGAGAGCAGUUCUACCUGGUCCACUACUACGGCUGGAACGUCAGGUACGAUGAGUGGGUGAAGGCCGACCGGAUCAUCUGGCCCCCGGAGAAAGGAACCAAGACGAGACGCAGGAAGAAGGUGAAGGUAUGAGGUCAUUUCCUGUUGGCUGUAGGCCGAUACGUUAACGUUUUAUAACUCCACAGAAACAACACCCGUCAAAGCCUGUCUUGGUUUAAUAACUUUACAAAGUCGACGCAACGGCGCACAUUUGCGUCACAAUCUGCGUGACGCUGUGUCACGAAAGCCAGUCAGCGUUGAGAUUGUCCCGCGUAGUCAAAUAAUGUU
Molecule: messenger RNA, 2109 nt
Organism: Perca fluviatilis (European perch)
Lineage: Eukaryota; Metazoa; Chordata; Actinopteri; Perciformes; Percidae
Product: AT-rich interactive domain-containing protein 4A-like
Exons: 16
Coding region: 1-1914 (637 amino acids)
Biological process (GO): regulation of transcription by RNA polymerase II
Cellular component (GO): nucleus
Molecular function (GO): transcription cis-regulatory region binding
Source: RefSeq, a predicted model, not a curated record